AUGCUGGUCUCAAGCACUUGCACUGGCCAUGAAGCGGCGGAGGUGGACGGCCUCGAGACCUGCGUGUCGGCGGAGCGACCGAAGAAGUAUGGGAAGAUCACGUUGAGGGAUCCGUUGCUCACGCCCUGGACCAAGGAAGGAAAUGCGAAGUCAGGCAUCAAGCAUUGGUUGGACAAUGUUGGACAACAGCUGCGAAUUCCUUUUGAAGAGGUUACAACCAGGCGUUGUGCUUGGAGGCUAAGUGAGGCGCGACUUCGAUUAGCCCUCACCAAGUUCUAUGCCAACCGAAAGAGCGACAAGCUGGGCAACCUGGACCGCAUCGUGGAUCGCUACGAGGGACGGGUGGUAGAGCUUUGGGCAUCCUUGGGCUUGAAGUACUCAUUGCCUCCCAAUGUGGCAGUACAGUGGCUGGCAAACACCUUGGACCCGCACGCGGCGGUGCAGUUCGCCAGCGGCGUAGCAGUGCCAGCGAGUGUGCAGGAAGUGCUCAUGCACUUGGGUGAGGAGCCGGAGGAGGCGAGUGUAGAAUCUGCGCUGAGAUCAGCAAUGCAAGCCAAAGACACGGACAUCCUCGCAGCCGUGAGCUUCCGACAUGGCUGUCCUGCCGAGCAGCGACCGGGUGUUUGGCGCGCCAUGCUCGGACCGACCAGGACGGUGGAAGACGAGCAAACUCUCAGAGAGAGGCGCUGGGCCUACGAGGAGCUGAGAUCGAAGGCGAGAGCCAAGGGGGUCUUCGGUGAGACCAUCUACUGGAGCUCUACUGUGGUUGCCUCAGCUCCGGUGGUUGGUUUCAACGGCUUGGCGCCACUCACGGAGCAGUCGGUGUUUUGGGGCUUUCUCCCCAUUCUUUGGUGGUGGAUGUCAACACAGACCUUGGAAUCGAUGAUCCGACGGGCCAUUGGUUCCAUCCUUUUGGGCUUUGCUGCAGGCUGUGCUGACGAGCAGUGCGCCGAGGCAGGCUUUGACCUCGAAGCCACGGACGGCGAGGCAGAGGUUCUGAAAGUGAGCCUUCUGCAGACGAACGUCAAGACGCCCACAGUUCCUGAUGAUAGCUUCCGACUCUUUCAAGAGAGCGACCGGGAUCAGGGCAUCUGGGACACUCUGGGAGGAAUCCUCCACAAGGCGGAGAAGAACACGGCGGAGAUCCAGAAGACGGUUCUGGAUAGCAUCGUGUCGCAGACAGACACCGCCCUGGAUGAUGUGGACCAGGUGAUCAAUAAAUAUGCGGCCGACGCGGAGGAGGCGGAGAUGAAGUUUGUGCAGAAGGCGAAUGCCUCCAUCACAGAUCAAGUCCAGCUUAUCAAGAAGAAGGUGGCCUCUGUGAUGGACAAGGCACGCGCCUUCUGGCGGAAUUCCAAGCAGCAGGUGGUGCGAGUGCAGAACAUUGUGGUGGGCACACUCGCCACAGUGGGCCAGACAGACACAGCAAUCCAUCUCAAUGGAACGCUCGUGACGCUUCUGCAACGCCUGGAUAGCGCCUCAGACUCCACGUUGACCGUAGCCAAGGAUGCACGAUCAGUGACGGCUGAGACGGCCUCCUGCUCAGUUUUGAAGCUCAACUCCACUCUGGCGCGGGCCACACACGAGGUGGAAGCUUUCACUCGCCAGUUCGAGGAGGUCUUCAAGGCGACGGAAGCCAAGCUCUUGGAGCUCUCCAAGAAGCUUCCUGGUCAGCUCACACAGCAGGCCGCCGAGGCGGCUGCGCAACUGAGACAGCGAGGUUUGGCCACGGCCGACCACGUCCUGAGGGUCUAUGAGAAGGUGGCGUCCAAGCAGGUUGAGAUCAUCAACCGGCUGCAGGCCACCUGCGUGGAGCAAGGUAAAGCUUGUGGAGAGGGAGGCCUCUUCAACAACAUUAAGGCUGGUUUCAGAGUCAAGUCAUAUUCACACUGUUGA
Durusdinium trenchii is the source of this 1896-nucleotide messenger RNA. The record is from the annotation of a GenBank genome assembly. Lineage: Eukaryota; Dinophyceae; Suessiales; Symbiodiniaceae.